AUGGACGAUCUGUACGUGAAAGCUGUGAAAUUCGAGGAAUUCAACCCUCAAACUGACAAUUGGGACAUUUACAUAAAUAGACUAAAAUUUUGUUUCGAGGCUAAUGGCGUCACUUUGGACAAUGUUAAACGUGCAAAUUUCUUUACCGUGUGUGGUGCGCGAGUUUUUGAAACUGUACUUGCUUUGAUAACACCAAGAUUGCCUAGUGAUGUGACUUUCAGUGAAGUUGAAACUAUUUUGACAAAACACUAUAGCCCUAAACCCAACGAAAUAUCGAUGUCAUUUCAGUUCUAUAAACGUGAUCAAAAGCGGGGUGAAAGUGUUUCGGACUAUGUGGCAGCGUUAAGAAAACUUAGUGCGACCUGUAACUUUAGAGACUUAGAGCGCAUGUUGCGCGAUAGGCUUGUUUGCGGAAUGUGUGACGAAAAACUACAAUACGAGUUGCUAAAACGGGACAACUUGAGCUACCAAGAUGUGGUCGACGCAAUGUUUUCAUCGGAAAGUGCCGGCCGCGACGUGCGUAUGAUGCAAACGGCUACCGAGUCAGCACCAUACCCCGCGACGUUGGCAACGCCCGCCGCUGAGCCAAUGGAGGUUAACGCCGUGAACGCAAGAUCGAGCAACCGUUUUUGUUAUCGGUGCGGUGAUAAACAUUCAGGAGAAUGUCGCUUUCUUAAUGCUGUGUGUCAUUUUUGCAAGAAAAAAGGACACAUCGAAAAGAUUUGUAUUAGCAAGAAGAAAAAUACUACUAAACACGUUAAUUAUACUGAUGACUUUGCUGGCCAUUUAAACGGGAUAUAUUACGAGGGGUGGCUGAUAUAUAAUCUACUUUGUUCAAUAAAGUUACAAAAAUGA
Molecule: messenger RNA, 855 nt
Organism: Spodoptera exigua (beet armyworm)
Lineage: Eukaryota; Metazoa; Arthropoda; Insecta; Lepidoptera; Noctuidae
Source: the annotation of a GenBank genome assembly